Molecule: messenger RNA, 231 nt
Organism: Paramuricea clavata
Lineage: Eukaryota; Metazoa; Cnidaria; Anthozoa; Malacalcyonacea; Plexauridae
Source: the annotation of a GenBank genome assembly
AUGGCGGUUGGUGGCCUUCAAGCUGUCCCGGAUGCUUUAAUUUUUGCCUAUGCUGAAAACCUAAUAGACGAGGAGGAAUUUGCGUUGCUGUACGACCACAAUCGAUCAAAACCGCUUUUUCCAUACUGGAAAUUUUAUGAGUUCAACUUGGACACUUGGAGCGACGUUGAAUGUGAAACUGAGCUACAGUUUAAGAAAAAAGAUUUGGCGUCACUUAAGCAAUCUUUAUGA